This is a messenger RNA of Pararge aegeria (speckled wood butterfly), 3797 nucleotides long. Its product is annotated as sodium/potassium/calcium exchanger 4-like. NCBI's taxonomy places the organism in Eukaryota, Metazoa, Arthropoda, Insecta, Lepidoptera, Nymphalidae. Gene Ontology annotation, cellular component: membrane. The record is from RefSeq and is a predicted model, not a curated record. The transcript has 11 exons. Bases 193 to 1758 code for a protein of 521 amino acids. Gene Ontology annotation, biological process: calcium ion transmembrane transport; intracellular calcium ion homeostasis. Gene Ontology annotation, molecular function: calcium, potassium:sodium antiporter activity; calcium channel activity.
UCGAAGUAACUUGUAUAUGUUACUCCAUUUUAAUUUAACGACCAUCUAUUACCUGCUAAUGAAAUUGAGUUGGAUUAACGGAGAAAUAUUUGAGUUCUUUAUUUGACAAAGGAUAAAUUCGUUGUGCCGGACUUUUGAGUUUAUAUUUAUUAAGUUCUAGUCAUUGUUAGUUUGUUUUAAUAUUUAUUUUAAAUGGCUAAAAUGAUGUUACGGACUAAUAUUAUGUGUGCGAGUAAAUACAGGGUAGCUUUUUGUGUUCGCGUUCUUCUGUUCUUCGGAAUACCGAUAAUUUACUUUCUCAGUAACACUCAAGAUUCAACAAACGAAGCAAACAAGUCAGGUCAAGAUAUUGCUUUCACCUCCCGCCAUCUCUUAGGCUUGAUAGAUCAAGGGAGCAAAAACUGUACGCCAGCUGCCAUUUUGGAAUUUCCGUCAGAUGGUCUGAACAGAUUUCAGAGACAACAUGGCUUUAUACUAGUUCAUUGCGUGUUGGCCGUGUAUUGCUUCAUGCUGCUUGGGAUCGUCUGCGAACAAUACUUCGUGCCCGCCAUCGAGAUAAUAUGUGAACGUUUGAAUAUGGAAGCUGAUAUCGCCGGCGCGACGUUCAUGGCAGCAGCCAGUUCAAGUCCAGAGCUCUUCAUCAACUGUGUCGGCACUUUUGUGACUGAGGGGGAUCUUGGUGUGGGGGCCAUUGUGGGGUCGGCGGUGUUCAACGUGCUUGCUGUACCCGCUUGCUGCGCCCUAGUUGCUGGCAAGGUGAUAGAACUCGAUUGGUGGUCAGUAUCCCGCGAUUGUAUGAUGUACGCGGUUGCGGUCGUUGCCCUCAUCUUGACUCUUCUAGACGACAAAGUGUACUGGUACGAAGCUUUGUUACUGGUUCUGAUGUACACCUUCUAUAUACUUGCCAUGGUGUACAACGGACGUCUCGGAAGUUUUGCUCGGAGUGGUUGCUGUCCUUUCAAUGCUAGGAAGAGUUACACUGAAAUAUCACCACUACUGGAUGAUGAGAAUAAUAAUUAUUCCGUGGAGUCCAAUCGGAACGCGUCCUCAAACCAGCUCUUAAACUAUAUGGAACGAGGAAAUGUAAGGCAUGGGUCCACCGAUUCUGACACGAGCUCGAUUUGGUCUUGGCCGGGAGAGAAGACUUCGUGCUGCCAGAAACUGUUCUGGCUUGUCAGCUGGCCCAUGGGUCUGGUGCUAUGGGCCACUAUCCCAGACUGCAAGAAGCAUUCCCGGCUUUACCCCCUGACCUUCACGAUGUGUGUUAUAUGGAUCGGUGGAGUUUCUUAUCUCGUGGCAUGGAUUAUAACAAUUCUUGGCGAUACGCUCAACGUUCCAGACAGCAUUACUGGGCUUACUAUUUUAGCAGCCGGGGCAAGUUUACCAGAAGCUGUUUCAAGCGUGCUAGUUACAAAACAAGGUCACGGCACAAUGGGUAUUAGCAAUACAAUAGGAUCGAACACUUUCGACAUCCUGCUGUGUCUAGGGCUGCCUUGGCUCGUGAAAUCCGUGUUCUUUCCUUCGUAUCCUGAUAAUCACUGGGUUAUAAUCAACUCAAGCGGUCUAUCAUAUAGCGCCAUCUCUCUUCUGUCUACUCUAUUGGCUCUCUACGUGUCUCUCAUGUUAAACAAAUUCCAGCUGGAUUGGAAAGUUGGUAUAACAUGUGCAUUGGUGUAUCUUGGAUUCCUAGUUAUGGCUGCAAUGUUAGAACUCAACAUGCUAUUUCCAGUAAAUUUGCCUAUUUGCCCACAUUCAUAGAUAUAAGGUUUUUAUCUAGAUAUAAAUGGCAAUUUACCCAAUGAUCAAAUAAAACGAGCAUGCGUUUAAAAGUGUCGUCUUAAAACUUGGCUAAUUAGCCAACCCGAGUUAUUGCGUUGCGGAAUGUAACACGUCGUUUUACCAGCACUCUCAGCAAAAUAAUUUAAUAAAAAUAUUACUUUAUCCAAAUCUCAGCGGCUGGGCGGAAAACAUACUCGUAGUUACCUCACCUCCGAACAGAGCUAAAAAACUAAAUAUUCCUGUUAAAUAAACAACUAUAUAAAAACACCAAAAUUAUUGCAUGUUAAUUAUUAAAAAAAUAUAAUUAUUGUUAUCGAUUUUAAAAGUUUACUUACGAGGACUAAGGACAAAAAGUUUUCAUUUUUACAUUCUGACACAAUGAGAUGUUAUUACCUAAGAAGAACCCCUACAGCAGGCUUCAAGAAAGUUACUUUACCUAGCUAACUUUAACCUAUAAUGAUUAAAAACUUUUAAACUAAAUAUUUCAACAGAAUUGAAAUAGGUAAGCAUUUAUGCUAUUACGACAAUAACUUGAAUUUUUUGAUAUUUUAACCCAGUUGCGUGAACGUCAAGUUGAGAGUUUACGUCCCCUAUUUCCAUAUACGCCUUCUGGUUCUUUUUGAAUGUAGGUAUUUAGCGAAGCAAAUUAUUAAGUAUAAAUUAAAUUCAAUUAACUAUUAUAACCUUUAAGUUAAAGUUAAAAAAAUCUUUUUUAACUUUAACUUUAAGUUAUAAUAAUUUCUAACUGACCUGAUUUAGAACUAAACCUUUUAGAGGUAAAGGUAACAUCUCAUUGUUCUGACGAGUUUAGAAUAGUUUGUUAUAGGAGUGUUCUUAAAUACUAAGGAACAUCAGUCUAGUAGAUAGGUACUUUAUUGAUUAUAAUCAUAUGUAAUUUAAACCAGCUUAAAAACGACCUCAUCAAUUCUUUGUAUGUUUGGUUUCAUGUGUUUAUUUUAGAUCAAGUUCAUUGAUAGUUCUAGUAGUGUUAUCCUAUCGAAACUUUGUCAAAAAUUCAGCUCUAUCAUUUACACAGACCGUGUAAAUGAUAGACCUUUAAUUUAGUUAAUUUUUGAAUAGUAUAGUUUAGUUUAUAAAUUUGUAUAGUAAAGUUAGCUACAUGGUUAAAUCUAAACAGCUGAUUGCACUAAUUUUAGAAUAAAACCUGCCGUACAUUUUAGUGUCAAAUUCGUAUUACCAAACAGGAUUUGGCGAUUUGGUAAUGUUAAGUUUAAAAAACUUUGUAAAAAUCGAACUCCUAUUAUUAUUAUAACUUGGAUUAAAAAAAGGUUUUUCCUAUUUAUAUUAUGCCUUGGCAGGACAAUAAACAUCUCUUGCGCUUAAUCUCACUCUAUGUGGAGUCGGCUAUUAAUUUUAGUUUUGGGAUAUUUUUAAUAAUCGACCGUCUGUCUGCCUGACAUUAACCCUGCUCAACAAUAUGAUGGCCAGUGCCAUCCUGGUCAUAAAAUCCUCUUACCGGAAAGCAUUACGGACACCCGAAAAGCUUACAGAAGUAUUAUUUUAAUUGUUGAUGUUUUUUUCCUAAAUUAUAUUACUUAUUUUAAGAACGUAAAGGUAGGUUACAUAAACUGUUCUCUUAAAAUAAUACUAUUUUUCGGAAUAGGAAGAAGCCCCGAGGUAUUUCUAAUGCGUUGCCGGGCAUACAAACACAAAUAUUUAUUUUCAAAUAAAAUAUUUGAUGUUGUGCGUGGUGAAAUGGCAUAAUAUGGUAUAUACACAUUUUAUUUGUGUCCUAAUUAUUUCUAAUGUGUCCAGAAUAUAAUAUACUUUUUACUAUUGCUUUACUUAUCUUCCGAAUCUCGUGCAUGGGGACUCUUUUAUGAAGAGUGGCAUUGUAAUAAAUCGACAUACCUACUUUAUUUUUAUUCUUUAAAAGUGUAUAGCAGACUUCCGUUAGACCUGCAAGAAACAAAAUAGCUGCACGCUGCGAAUUUUCAGUUCACUACAUUGCUGGAUGACGUCAUUAAUUUAAUACUUACUAGCUUUUUAGCUCUACA